AUGGAGGAAGGACCCUCGGAUACACCAACGUAUGCUGAACAGGAAGCACCGCCGCAUGCGAUACGACGCCCUCGAACAAUUUCGCGUCCAGGUACCCAAAGACCUACUGCCGUCGUCAGAGAACCUUCGUACGAACGCCCGCCGACGCAUCUUGCUCAUGAGGAAGAAGAAUUACCUGAGGAAGAAGUCCCCGACGACGGAUAUCAUCCGCCCGUUACUCCAUCUAGGACUCCCCCUAGGCCCGGACGUUCUGUUGCGCCAACUCGUGUAGAUCGAGAGGAAGUGCGCCGGAGUCCCAGUGGUCGCACUGAGCUGGAGUCACAGUUAAGGCGCGCCCGCCCAGAAGAGCCGUUCAUCCCCUAUGUGCCCACUCAGCCUUCUGCUCGUGCAGCUACUGAGGCUCUUCCCGGGUCGGAAGUGGGAAGAAUCCCACUCGUAGACCGUCCGCUCUCGCCUGUGCCAGUCGUUCAAGAUGAUGGUCGGCCUCCAAGCCCAACGCGAUCCGCAGUCACCCACAUUCCCCCUCCCCGUCCACCGACUAUGUACGACUUCCCUGAUCGCGGCCGCUUUGAUGAUUUGGAGCGUAACAUCCUGGAUGCUGCUCGUGAAAACGAAGAUCAUCGUGAACGUCACUUCAUGGAACAGGAAGAAGCCCGGGAACGCAUCUUUGAGGAUAACGAAGCUCGGCGGGAGGAGGAAACGGCUGCUCGACGUGAUGCUCUCUUGAGUGAUUUGGAGCAGCGUUUCGCACGUCGCCCGUCGUCUAUUCUUCAUGUACCGCCUCCCGGUGGUGAGGGCGUCCCCAUAGUCACGCAGGAGGGUGACGAAGCGGCUGCCGAGGGUGACGGGAGGCAGUCAGGCGCCGAUGAUCAGGUCUCGGUGGUGUCUACCAUCCAUCAUGCUACGGCAGAAGCAGCGUCGCGGCACGCGGCGGAGAUUCUAGAGGCGGUUGCUCUUGAGAGGCAGCAGAUUGCUGCGGAUCACGAAGCCGCUCUGAAUUCGCUGCGCGAAGCAAUUGCUCAGGAACGCGAGGUGCAUGUUCUGGAAAUGCGCGAGGCAAUUCGAAAGGAGCGGGAAGAUGCCAUGCGCGAACGUGAGGAGGAACGAGAACGCAUUCGCCAGGAAUUACAGGAAGACCGAGUACGCCUGGACGACGACCGAGAUAUCAGGGUUCGCGAGUUGGAGGAGGAGCUGGCCAGAGUGCGCGCC
Molecule: messenger RNA, 1209 nt
Organism: Punctularia strigosozonata HHB-11173 SS5
Lineage: Eukaryota; Fungi; Basidiomycota; Agaricomycetes; Corticiales; Punctulariaceae
Exons: 2
Source: RefSeq, a predicted model, not a curated record